AUGGAGACUGCAGACUACAGUGCCUCAAGAUCAAAGGGAUCACUUGGAAGUAUCUUCUCUGCUCUGCGCAGAGAAACCUCAAGCCAAACAGGCAACUGGGCUGGAUACGGAAAAUUGGUGCAAGGGGGGAAGGUUCAGGCUGUGAUGGCUUUUCCUCCUGAAGUGAAGCAGAGAACAGAGGAUUACAUCUCCAACCUUCAAGCUCUAAAGCAAUUCAAAGUGGAUGUGACUCUAGAUCCAGACACGACAGGUCCUGAAGUCAUCCUCUCUGAAGAUCUGAAAAGUGCCAGAUGGGGAAAACCAAGUAGAGAGAUGCCUGACUGUCCUGAGAGAUUUGAUAGUGGUCCAUGCAUGCUGGGCCGUGAGGGAUUCAUCUCGGGGAGACAUUACUGGGAGGUGGAGGUGGAUGGGAGGUUCUGGACUGUGGGGAUUGCCAGAGAGUCUGUGAGAAGAAAGGGACACUCCAUCUUUAUACGUGACUUGGGGAUCUUGGGUUUGCGGAAGUAUGAGAUACUUUGUGUGGCUCUCACUAGCCCUUCUAAUACUUUUGUUCCUCUAGAGAAGAUCAGCAAGGAAAUUGGUGUCUAUCUGGACUAUGACUUGGGCCAGUUGUCAUUUUAUGAUCUUAAAAAUGAGAAGCUGAUUUUUGCUUUCCCACAGGUUUCUUUCAAUGGGGAGAAAGUCUUCCCUUACUUCAGCAUACUGCUGUCUCAAAUAAAACUGUCCCCCAAUGGAUGACAUGUAUCUCUGACUUGAAGGAACUGGAUUCUCUCAUCUUUGGAAUCACAGUCUCUAUGACCCUGGAAGAAGAGAGUAUUUUUGCAAGGCCUCUCCUAGCUUAUAUGUUCCUAGCAUCUGUGUUAGGUUGGAGAACCUCUUUCCUGAAGAAUUACUGACUUUCAGUCUCAGAUCACAGUGUGUGGCUCUUGGGAGAGUGGACUGUUCUUGUCUGGUGUUGUGGAACUUCUCCUCAUUUAGAGUCUAUGAAGCUAUGAGAUGUCUGUGUUUCUUUAGAUUCCCUGCUUGCUUUGCUGGAGUGCAGAGUAAGGAAUAUUUUAAUGGCACAAAUUAAGGAAGGAAAAUCCUGAGUGAAAAUUAUGUCAUCAUUAUCAAUAUGGCACCAGCUGUGAAUGUAGGCCACACAAGGCAGAACAUAAAUUAAAAGACUGAAGGACUAAAGUUCUGUGGAAGACAGUGAAGUGCAUCAGAAUAUUUGGGAUACGUGCACGAGCAGCCUGGAAUGUAGGACCAAGCCUGAAACAAUAGAUGCUCAGGAGAUGCUGUAAUUGAAUAUGUUCAUUAGUCAGAAAAUUGUAAAGCUGCAUGGCACCAAACAUGACUGAUCAUAAUGAAAGCAUGUAGAAUGCUACAUGUAGCAUGUACAGAGCAGCAGAGCUCAUCAGAACAUCUGGGAUCUGUUCAAGAACACCCAGAAACAGACUCAGUACAAACAAGUAAUUGAAUAAGUUAAUUCAUCAGGAAAUUGGAAAGGUGCAACCAGGUAUAAUAUUCAUUAAAAAAAUUAUUAAGAUGAUUAGUCAGCAGAUCAUAAUACGCAAUGAUGUGGACUUGAUGUAAGCAUUUCAAAUAUAUUAAAAGAGUAGAACAGAAAUGCACUUUGGACUUGUGUUUAAUCGUGUUUGAUCACCUGGCUGAUAGUGUGAAUAAAGACUACAUGAAGCUUA
Molecule: messenger RNA, 1685 nt
Organism: Alligator sinensis (Chinese alligator)
Lineage: Eukaryota; Metazoa; Chordata; Crocodylia; Alligatoridae
Product: E3 ubiquitin-protein ligase TRIM11-like
Exons: 4
Coding region: 1-738 (245 amino acids)
Molecular function (GO): protein binding
Source: RefSeq, a predicted model, not a curated record